GCGAGAUCUCGAAGUUUUUGGUGCUUAUGGCGAUGAGAAAGUCCCCCCAGAUCGUCUCGUUAGCUUUCAUCUUGCACUCUGUAUCGUUCGCACUCGCAGUAGCAGCGGCGUUUCGAAUCACUCACGCCACUGCUCAAAGAGUUAGCGGAAAUGCCCAGACUUUCACCUGUGAGUUUCACCGGGCCACGACUCUUGGAGCCGCCUCCGCGAUUUUUCUCGCAGCCGGGCAGCUCUUUUUACUUCUUUCCACCAAAUGUAGGUGCUGCCCGUGCCCUCCCAAGGCAAAGGUUGCAAACAUUUGCACUAUCAUCCUUUGUAUCUUCUCAUGGACGAUGUUUCUCUUCGCGGAGAUCUUCAUUCUUGUGGGUUCUUCGCGAGUAAAUUUAUCGAUGAAAAAAGUGAAACGCACUUCAUUCCACGACUGUAAGGCUGCCCGGCAAGAGAUAUUUGGGAUCGGUGCGGCUUUCGCUUUUCUCACCGCGAUAGCUUCCAUGGCUUACUAUGUCUGCUACAACAAGGCGGCGCAGAGGAUUCUCCAUGCUGCUGGCCCCGUGUAG
Molecule: messenger RNA, 557 nt
Organism: Selaginella moellendorffii
Lineage: Eukaryota; Viridiplantae; Streptophyta; Lycopodiopsida; Selaginellales; Selaginellaceae
Exons: 3
Coding region: 27-557 (176 amino acids)
Source: RefSeq, a predicted model, not a curated record